Messenger RNA from Stomoxys calcitrans (stable fly), 791 nucleotides. RefSeq names its product gametocyte-specific factor 1 homolog. NCBI's taxonomy places the organism in Eukaryota, Metazoa, Arthropoda, Insecta, Diptera, Muscidae. The record is from RefSeq and is a predicted model, not a curated record. Bases 91 to 618 code for a protein of 175 amino acids. The transcript is spliced from 2 exons.
GUUUUUUCUAUUUACCGUUGGUUUUCAUUUUGCGGCAUACAUUCUAAACAUUUUAUUCUACAAAUCGGUUUCUCAGCUUUGCAAGUUAAAAUGAAUGUUCCAAUUACCGCUGUGGGAUCUGAAACCGAGUUGCUCCAAUGUCCUUACGAGGUAUCGCAUUUGAUAAUGCGUAAACGUAUGCAAGUCCAUUUAAUACGAUGCCGAAAGUCUCAUCCUAAGGCUGAAGUCGUAACGUGUCCAUUUAAUGUUACACAUCGAGUGAAUAAAGUCGAAUUGGAGUGGCAUCUAUCAACUUGUUUUGAAAGAAAAACAUUUGAAAGUUUUAGAAAUCGUCCUGCUGCUGUUGUGGGAUUGUCAUCAUCAAUUGAUCGAACUUUCUGUGUAAAUAAUGACACCAAUUCUAGUGUAUCGUUCGAUACUGCAAAUGAUGUUACCAUAGUUGGCGCUGAAUUUGUAGAGUCAUCCGAAACGUGGGACGAUGACCCAGAAGUUCCCAGUUAUAAUCCUUUGGAAUAUAUCACCAAAUCUGAUGUUCUACGUAUUCCAGUGGGUUUGUCCCCAUCUGAGCGUUCUGCUUUUCGCUUGGCCGAACGUAAGCGUUUGCAAUCCCUGAAGUGAUGUUUUUAAUCAGUAUAUUUUGAUCAAGUACCAGUGUUAUACUUCAAUCAUUGUCGUUUUACUAUAAUAUUAAUUUAAUGGAGUUAAAUUUUGUUUAAGUUAACGUUUAAAUAGUUGUGUACUUUAAACUUGAUUGAAUUAGUUUUUUUUAUUUAAUUAAAACAACCAAUAUU